UUUAUAAUCUCGUCAUUUACACCCCAAAGUUGUUAAAAUUCUUUAAUAAAAUCUCUCAGAUUGAUACUAAAACAUCAUAACUCACUAAUUCUCUAACACCUUCAAGAACAAAAAAAUGUACGUGACAAGGACAUUGUCGCAGUUCAGGAAAUAUCAGAAAACGCUCUCGGAGGAGUCACCAGAAGGUCCGUUUUCCGGUGUUCUAGUGAUAACAGAUGAAGAAGCCGAAACAGAGGACACGUUCUGUUUCGGGAUGUGUACGAGGACAAAAAUCGAGAAGCUUCCGUUACCUCAGGACAAGAUCUUAUCAGUUGUUCACUUAGAUAGUUCUGGUAACAGAGAGACUUCGGUUAAGAAAGUCUUGUUCAUACCAGCUCUCGAUCAACCAUUGUCUUCAAAUCGGUAUUACGUUGUUCACGCCAGAGGCAGAUACAAAGGGAAAGUUUCCGUGUGUUCUAGGGAGAUAGAGAAAGGGUUAUGUUGUUUUCCAGAUAUCUUGCAUGACAAGAAACCUAAACCUUUGGAUCCAAGAAACAUAUAUCAGACGGUUAAGAUUAGCCGGCAUCACGACCGGACGUUCUUUGCGAAAUCUGUGGCACCAGAUGGUACACCGCCUUCAUUUCUCAAGAAGAAAGGAUGGGAGCUGCGAACCUCGAGGAGCCUACAUCCGAGGAGACCUAGAGAAGCUUUAGGCCUAGACGAUGAGCUAAGAGCGCGUCUCCCUGCUUUCGGAUUCCCAGUCUCUACAAUUCGGUCAGGGAGCGUGAUAGUAGGAGAAUGGUAUUGUCCGUUUAUGUUUGUGAAGGAGAAUUGUAGUGUAAGUCACCAAAUGAGGAAGUCAAUGUUCUAUAGGAUCACACUAUCCCAAUACUGGGAACGGAUCUACCAUUGCGAAAACAAUGAAGCCAACAACGAUCUUGACGGAAACAAUGAUGACAACGAAGAAGAAGUGGUGAGAGUAGAGGCGAACGUUGUGAGAGAGGCCAACUAUGUGAAGGGUAUGGAGGCAGUUAAGGGGGAGAAAGAAGGGCAUGGAGGGUUUUAUUGGUAUAGGCAGGUUCAAGGUCCACGGGGACCUGGGGAGAGGAGAAGGAAGACGGGUUUAAGGUCUCCGGUAGGGCUGAGUUUUGUAGUGGUAGAAAGGAUGAGAAGGGUAAUGGAGGAAGGAGGGUGGGUGGGAGGAGGAAGGAAGGUGGUGAGAGUGGAGAGAGAUGAACCAAUUAGGGUUUCUAGAAGAGAUUGUAGGAAUAUGAAUGGUAACAAUGAUAGAGAUUGGAGGAGCAUCGUAUCUUGCUCGACAAGCAACGCAAUCACCAGAAACCACACUUUACGAGACGGAGACUCACUGAUCAGCGAAGAUGAGAGCUUCGAGGUAGGGUUCUUUAGUCCCAAAAAUUCAACGUUAAGGUAUGUUGGAAUAUGGUACAAGAACAUCGAACCUCGAACAGUUGUCUGGGUCGCGAAUCGAGAGAAGCCACUGUUGGAUUACAACGGAGCUUUGAAGAUUGCAGAUGACGGAAAUUUGGUGGUCGUGAAUGGUCAAAACGUCCCCGUUUGGUCCACAAAUGCUAAGCCCGAGUCAAACAACACGGUUGCUCUACUGUUUAAAACAGGGGAUUUGGUUCUGUCUUCAGACUCAGAUAGAAGCAAAUGGUAUUGGGAGAGUUUUAACAAUCCAACCGACACUUUCUUGCCCGGUAUGAGGGUUCGGGUGAAUCCUUCGCAUGGAGAAAAUCGCGCUUUUACCCCGUGGAAAUCCGAGAAUGAUCCUUCACCAGGAAAGUUUUCAAUGGGCAUCGAUCCUGUUGGAGCGCUAGAGAUUGUGAUUUGGGAAGGGGAAAAGAGGAAAUGGCGUAGCGGACCGUGGAAUUCAGCUAUCUUUACGGGUAUACCGGAUAUGUUCCGUUUCACGAAUUAUAUUUACGGGUUUAAGCUCUCUACUCCGGAUCGAGAUGGUAGCGUGUACUUCACGUAUGUUGCCUCAGAUAGUUCCGAUUUCUUGAGGUUUUGGAUUAGGUUUGAUGGCGUAGAAGAGCAGUUCAGAUGGAAUAAGGAUGCCAAGAACUGGACAUUGCUUCAAUGGAAACCGAGCACGGAAUGUGAGAAGUAUAACCGUUGUGGUAAUUAUAGUGUAUGUGAUGAUAGCAAGGAGUUUGAUUCCGGUAAAUGCAGUUGCCUUGAUGGGUUUGAGCCUGUUCAUCAGGAUCAAUGGAACAACAAGGAUUUCUCAGGUGGCUGCAAGAGAAGAGUUCCGUUGAACUGUAAUCAGAGUGUGGUUGCGGAUCAAGAAGAUGGGUUUAAGGUACUUAAGGGAAUUAAGGUGCCUGAUUUUGGAUCAGUUGUUUUACAUAACAACUCAGAGACCUGUAAAGAUGUAUGCGCAAGAAACUGUUCGUGUCAGGCUUAUGCGGUUGUAUUAGGGAUCGGAUGCAUGAGUUGGACCCAUGAUUUGAUCGAUAUGGAGCAUUUUGAACGCGGUGGAAACUCUAUAAACAUCCGGCUAGCAAGUUCUGAACUAGGAGGUGGAAAGGAAAAAUCGAAACUUUUGAUAAUUAUUUUCAGUGUUAUUGGUGCAUUCUUGCUUGGAUUAUGCAUUUGGAUCUUAUGGAAGAGGCUUAAAGCUUUCUUGAGGAAGAAGAAAGAUCUUCCAGUUUCUGAUAUCAGAGAGAACAGAGAUCACUCGGUUAAUUCCUCAAGCUCGCCGAUCAAAGUUCUAGUAGGGGAUCAAGUUGACACACCCGAUUUGCCAAUUUUCAGUUUCGAAAGUGUAGCCUCAGCAACAGGAGAUUUCGCUGAAGAAAACAAGCUUGGACAGGGCGGAUUCGGUACUGUAUAUAAGGCCAACACGAUCCGAGUCGUCGGCACAUAUGGUUAUAUGGCUCCGGAGUAUGCAAUGGAAGGGAUAUUCUCAGAGAAAUCAGAUGUGUAUAGCUUUGGAGUGUUGAUAUUGGAGAUUGUGAGUGGAAGAAAAAACCUUAGCUUUCGAGGGUCUGAACAUGGAAGUCUCAUCGGUUAUGCGUGGCAUUUAUGGAGCCAAGGAAAGACAAAAGAGCUGAUAGAUCCAACUGUGAAGGACACUAGAGACGUAACGGAAGCGAUGAGAUGCAUCCACGUGGGGAUGUUGUGUACACAAGACUCGGUCAUGCACCGACCAAACAUUGGUUCUGUUUUGUUGAUGUUGGAGAGUCGAACUAGUCAACUUCCACGUCCGAGACAACCGACCUUCCACUCGUUCUUGAACUCCGGUGAGAUUGAACUCAACUUGGACGGUCACGAUGUUGCAUCGGUCAACGAUGUUACUUUCACAACAAUUGUUGGUAGAUGACUCAUUGACCAUAAGUUAUUAUUCUCUUAUUCUUCCCCUACGCUCUUGGACUAUUCAUUUUGUUUUGAAGUCUUUUCUACAUAGUUUUCAACCUUUGUACAUGAUUAUUGAUUAAAAUUUUCGUUGAAAA
Molecule: messenger RNA, 3455 nt
Organism: Arabidopsis arenosa
Lineage: Eukaryota; Viridiplantae; Streptophyta; Magnoliopsida; Brassicales; Brassicaceae
Source: the annotation of a GenBank genome assembly